GCCCCGUUUAUCGUUCUGUAACCACUUCCAUCCACUGUAUCUACUUUGUACUCAAUAGAAGUUGUUAAAAUAGGUAACAUUUUGUACUUUUGUCAUUUAUAAACUGACAAAAUGCAGUACAUCAUAGUAACACAGUUAGAAACAACGGGACUAGUAUCUUGUAAAAUACAGGGAUUGAACGACGUGGAUAAAUUAAAGAUAGAACAAGAAUUAACAAAGUCAGGUUUGGUUUACAUCAUAAAAGAUAAAUUUAUUGAAAUCGACAUUCAAGGAGUGCAAGUACUAAAUCUCCUCGCUGGAAAUCAUUACAGCUACAGAAUUAUCGGACAAUCAAUGAUUAUGGAAGAAUCUAGUGUUGGAGGAAGAAUUAGUAAAGUUGAAAAAAUUACAUGGACUUUAAAGAAAGAAAAAUGAAAGCUGGCUUGGUUUUGUAACUAGCUCAAUGAAAAUUGUUUAU
This is a messenger RNA of Achroia grisella, 457 nucleotides long. RefSeq lists its product as uncharacterized. The transcript has 3 exons. The record is from RefSeq and is a predicted model, not a curated record. Lineage: Eukaryota; Metazoa; Arthropoda; Insecta; Lepidoptera; Pyralidae. The coding region runs from base 112 to 414 and encodes 100 amino acids.